Molecule: messenger RNA, 2193 nt
Organism: Parastagonospora nodorum SN15
Lineage: Eukaryota; Fungi; Ascomycota; Dothideomycetes; Pleosporales; Phaeosphaeriaceae
Exons: 3
Coding region: 1-2193 (730 amino acids)
Biological process (GO): protein N-linked glycosylation; oligosaccharide metabolic process
Cellular component (GO): endoplasmic reticulum membrane
Molecular function (GO): Glc3Man9GlcNAc2 oligosaccharide glucosidase activity
Source: RefSeq, a predicted model, not a curated record
AUGGCACGCUAUGGCUGGACAUCAUACGAUACACGCGAAGGCGGCACACAAACCAUCGAAGACGUACAGAACAAGAUCGACAUUACGACUGAGUUCAUAAAGAAGUCGGAGGGCUCCAGUGCAGGCAAUUGGGCACUGAGGAUAAGAGGCACGCCUAGGAAAGAUGCGCCGGCCGAUUUGAAGACGACAGUGGUCUUCUAUGUUGGCAUGGAAUCGUUCGACACAUGCACCAAGUGCAAGCUAGAAUCGAGUGAGCAGGUUGGAGCGGAAGAAGACACGUCGAUCCACGCCGUGAAUCUUUGGAUGGAACACCCACAGUUAGGCACUGCCAGCAUGCACAUACCGGCAUCUGUGGGAGAGAAUGGUCGGCACGAGGCAAUGAUAGUGAAGUCUAUGAAUGUCUCGGAAGACAAGCUUUGGCGGGCAAAUACUACCUUUCUUGACGCGUUGAAAGAUCAAAUGAAAGACAAGAAAGAGGACGCCGCUAUGGACCCCAUGCUGCAUAAUGAAAUCGGCAAUGGCAACAUGCACUUUGUGCAAAUGAAUUGUCAUGGAAAGUUUGAGUCUUUCGGAAAGACUUUCGUGCACGUGUUCAACCCAAAGACACCCUUUCGAGACGAGCAGCACCUUGAGUUUGCCGAAUACGUCUUGUCAAACCUCUUAGGUGGACUUGGCUACUUUGCUGGUACUAAUCAAGUCGAUACAUCCAAGAAAGCAAUCUAUGCCGAAACCACUGGCAAAUUCUGGGAGAAGUCAGCAGAGGCCAAAAGUCAUGCAACGCCAGAAAUCAGAGGGCCGUACGAGCUUUUGACACACACACCAUCGCGCGCAAUGUUUCCACGAGGCUUCUUGUGGGACGAAGGGUACCAUCUUUUGCCUGUGCUAGAGUGGGAUGCAGAUCUAGCCAUUGAAGUCGUUCGGAAUUGGCUCGCACUCAUGGACGACGAUGGUUGGAUCGCGCGUGAGCAAAUCCUAGGCGUGGAAGCCGAAUUCGCGACACCGGCAGACUUCAUCACACAAUUCCCUCACAUCGCAAAUCCGCCCACCAUGUUCCUGGUCAUCUCGAAACUCAUCGAUAUGCUCGGCAGCAAGACGAAGUACUACGGCCACGAGUCGUGGUACCUCACCAAGGCCGAUGCUGGGAAGACGUUCAUCGUCGACGUGUACCCGCUGCUCAAGCGGCACUACGAGUGGUACCGCAAGUCGCAGUCUGGAGACGUUGAAGCUCACUCAGUUCCAUCCGCAAACCUCAACGAAGGAUACCGAUGGCGUGGCCGCACCCCGGAGACAAACUUCGCCAGCGGUCUAGACGACUACCCCCGCGCCGAGCCUCCAGACAUCACCGAGCUACACGUCGACGCCCUCUGCUGGGUCGGCGCCAUGGCGCGCGUCCUCGAGAAAAUCGCCGAUUACCUCAACCAAACAGACUCCUUGCCCUACCAGACCCACCUCCGCGGCGUGCAAACCAACCUCGAUGCCCUGCACUGGGACGACAAACAAUCCAUCUACUGCGACGCCGUGGUGCGUGACUCCGCACACUCCCUCGUCUGCCACAAAGGCUACAUCUCCCUCUUCCCCUUCAUGACAGGCUUCGUGGGCGCCUCGCACCCCCACCUGCCCGCCACGCUCGAUCUCCUGCGCGACUCCGCGCACCUGUGGACAGACCACGGCAUCCGCAGUCUGAGUCCUGAAAGUCCAAAGUACGGCGUUGGAGAUAAUUACUGGCGCUCGCCCAUCUGGGUCAACAUGAACUUCAUGAUCCUCGAGCAACUGCUCGUCCUCGCGCGCACAGCCGGGCCCGAGCAGCAGCGCUGCAGGGACAUAUACGUCGAACUGCGCGCUAACAUUGUCCACACGGUAUACUCUGCGUGGCUGCAGACGGGGUAUAUUUGGGAGCAAUACGACCCCGUCGGCGGGCAUGGACAGCGCACGCAGCACUUCACGGGCUGGUCCGCGCUCGUGGUGCAGAUCAUGGCGAUGCCGGAUCUAGCGGGCGCGGAGGGGUACAAAGAACGGGUCAAGGGGUAUUACGAAGAGGCGAAGAAGACGGCGGUGCAGAAUCGGAAGAGCAGUACCGGGUUGGUGGUGGGCGUGGGCAUGCUGGUUGUGUUUGUGUAUGUUACGAGGAGGAGGUUUAUGGGGACGUGGAGGGGAUUGAAGAGGAAGCAUCGGCGGGUUAGUAGUAAUGAGUGA